AUGCCGGCUCGUCAAUUUCCAUUCAAUCGACGGUCAUGCCUUCUCAAGGGUUCCUUGCUGCUUUGGAUUGCGUGCGACAUCAUCGGCUUGUUCUCACAGGGCUUUGCUGGAGCUGAUGUGCGGAAGUGCAGGCUUCGUGAGGGCACUGCCAUUGGCUGUCAUGCAUCACGGUGGUGGAGUGCCUUUCGCGGCGCCGACUGCUUGGCGGCGAGGAUAAAGGACGCCUUUGAGCCUACAAUGAAAGCAGGGGACAUCCCCGUGCUGCAUUCAUGGACGUCGUAUGAAGCGUCCUUGCCAGUGAGAGAAGGCGAUGAUGGAGCAAGCAAGCUGCAUUCACGGCCUUAUUUCUGCCGUGAACAUGAUUUGGAUGUUGCCGUGAACCGCUUAGAGAGAACAGGGCAGCGCAGAGAUCGCGUGGCUUACCUGUCAGCACCAACCAUGCGGGGCAAAUCCGCAGCCAUUCUUCCAAUGUUUUGCCGAAGUGUAGAACUGGGCAGCGAGAACAGUUUCACCCACUACUUGUACAUGCCAUUUGCCAACAACGAUGGGAAUAGUCACAGCCCUGCGCCCAACCGCCAACUGCGCGAUUUGGAGACUGAUGAGCUGGAGCGGGCAGGUGCUGACUUCAUGCUCCACUGCUUCAGGAGGCAGAUGAACGGAACAUAUUCACGCAGCUCAACAUGGACUCUCCCUUCACAGUUGCCAGACCUUGAAGACACAAUGGCAAAGUUCAAGGAGGAGGUCCAUAAGUUUUUGCAGAAAAAUCAGAGCAAUCGUCUCCUCCUCCACAUUGAUGAGCACCGCUCGAUGAGCGCAUCAGCCGAGUUCAAGCGAGGAGCAAUGCAGCUUGCUGGCUCAAUCCCAGCGAGAUGUCGGGUGAUUGCCACCUACCUUGAACCGCCGGACUUGCCUGCGCAGGGCUCGUCCAAAGUCUGCAGGUUUGCAAUUGCCAUGAUGCUGGUGGAUGUUGGGCUCUUGAUGACUUUUGACGCUUCAGAUGAUGCGCCAGCCACGGCGGCGGGCUUGCCAAGAAUCAGGCUUCCUUCAGGUGACUGGAAUGGCAAGGCACGGCGAUUGCUCGCAACACUGCGAGUCAAGCUGAGCCUCUUCCUUUUGGGGCGAAACAUUGGUCUUGACCAACUCCACAUUAAACAGGAUGAGAAGAGCGAAUUGUGCAGAACCUUCAUGAAAGUGCAAGAGGCGCUCGACGCAGACACAGACCUUGAGAGGAAGCUCAUUGGAGCUAUCACCAGCAUCAGUGUUAUCCUGCCACAGCAAGGCAAGCAGGUCUCUGGAGCAGUUGACUUGCUGCUGGGCGUCGAAGACUCUGAGGCAGACGACAGCAGGUACCCUGGAGUGGUGUCAUUGGACAAUCGGAAGCUCACCCUUCCGCUUGAGAUGUUGCUGGCAGCUCGCGACGACAAGGGCAAGAGCUUCAAUCUUUUUUGCGAUGGGCAAAGUAUGUUCAGACAAUCUAUUCUGGGAAAGUCUGACUGGUGCGAUGGUCUGGUGUUGGAGCGGGCAUACGCAUGGGCUAUUGCCUGCAAAGCUGCCCAAGCAGCCGGUCGAUUUCCGCUGGACAACGUGGGGCGUGAGUUCCUUUUCCAGUGCAAAGAGCUACGCGAUGGAAUCAAGCAGUUCAAUGGGAAGAGCGCCAGAGUCUUCACAAAGAAGGGAACACCCAGCAUUGAUGGCAUCCGCUGCAUUGAGGAUGGUGUCAUUUAUCACGCACUUUCAGAAGGUGGCAAGGCUGGCACUCACCAAGGCUUCGAUAUUUGGUUCAAGACGGAAGCGAAUGAGUUGGUGCUGGUGGAUGUGACUGGAGCUACCAACGCCAAAAGCUGCGAAGAAAAGGCGGGACAAAUCGCCCAGAAUGCAGCUGCGGCGAUGAACGAAGUGCAGGUGAAGAACGUGGAAUCAGUCAUUGGUGUUCUCUUAGCUCCGAAUUGCGACAGCGCCAUCGAAGAGCCACCGUCAGCUCAAGUGGUGCGAGGAGAUGCAGCAAGAGACCUGUUGGGAGGCUUGCAACAACUGUUGACUUGGCUUGGUGAAGAUGUUGACUGA
This is a messenger RNA of Symbiodinium necroappetens, 2064 nucleotides long. The record is from the annotation of a GenBank genome assembly. NCBI's taxonomy places the organism in Eukaryota, Dinophyceae, Suessiales, Symbiodiniaceae.